Chlorocebus sabaeus (green monkey) is the source of this 2788-nucleotide messenger RNA. It is a transcript of the gene RALA, whose product is annotated as RAS like proto-oncogene A. Gene Ontology annotation, biological process: signal transduction. Lineage: Eukaryota; Metazoa; Chordata; Mammalia; Primates; Cercopithecidae. Gene Ontology annotation, molecular function: GTPase activity; GTP binding. The record is from RefSeq and is a predicted model, not a curated record. Gene Ontology annotation, cellular component: membrane.
GCCCCGCCCCGCUCCCCAGCGCCCCGGAAGUGAUCUGCGGCGGCUGCUGCAGAGCCGCCAGGAGGAGGGUGGAUCUCCCCAGAGCCGAGCGUUGGAGUUCUCCUCCUCCUCCUCCUCUUCCAGCCGCCCAGGCUCCGUCGCCACCCGUCGGACUCCUCCUUCGACCGCUCCCGGCGCGGGGCCUCCCAGGCGACAAGGACCGAGUACCCUCCGGCCGGAGCCACGCAGCCGCGGCUUCCGGAGCCUUCGGGGCGGCGGACUGGCUCGGGGUGCAGAUUCUUCUUAAUCCUUUGGUGAAAACUGAGACACAAGAUGGCCGCAAAUAAGCCCAAGGGUCAGAAUUCUUUGGCCUUACACAAAGUCAUCAUGGUGGGCAGUGGUGGCGUGGGCAAGUCAGCUCUGACUCUACAGUUCAUGUACGAUGAGUUUGUGGAGGACUAUGAGCCUACCAAAGCGGACAGCUAUCGGAAGAAGGUAGUGCUAGAUGGGGAGGAAGUACAGAUCGAUAUCUUAGAUACAGCUGGGCAGGAGGACUACGCUGCAAUUAGAGACAACUACUUCCGAAGCGGGGAGGGGUUCCUCUGUGUUUUCUCUAUUACAGAAAUGGAAUCCUUUGCAGCUACAGCUGACUUCAGGGAGCAGAUUUUAAGGGUAAAAGAAGAUGAGAAUGUUCCCUUUCUACUGGUUGGUAACAAAUCAGAUUUAGAAGAUAAAAGGCAGGUUUCUGUAGAAGAGGCAAAAAACAGAGCUGAGCAGUGGAAUGUUAACUACGUGGAAACAUCUGCUAAAACACGAGCUAAUGUUGACAAGGUAUUUUUUGAUUUAAUGAGAGAAAUUCGAGCGAGAAAGAUGGAAGACAGCAAAGAAAAGAAUGGAAAAAAGAAGAGGAAAAGUUUAGCCAAGAGAAUCAGAGAAAGAUGCUGCAUUUUAUAAUCAAAGCCCAAACUCCUUUCUUAUCUUGACCAUACUAAUAAAUAUAAUUUAUAAGCAUUGCCAUUGAAGGCUUAAUUGACUGAAAUUACUUUAACAUUUUGGAAAUUGUUGUAUAUCACUAAAAGCAUGAAUUGGAACUGCAAUGAAAGUCAAAUUUACUUAAAAAAGAAAUUAAUGUGGCUUCACCAAGAAGCAAAGUUCAACUUAUUUCAUAAUUGCCUACAUUUAUCAUGGUCCUGAAUGUAGCGUGUGAGCUUGUGUUUCUCGGCAGUCUUUCUUGAAAUAUUAAAUAAAGAGGUGAGAUGGGGGUGGGGAGUGGGAGGAAAGGCGACUUCCUCUGGUGUUUAUUAUAAAGCUUAAAUUUUAUAUCAUUUUAAAAUGUCUUGGUCUUCUGCCUUGAAAAAUGACAGUUGUGAAGAUGAUAGUUAAACUGUACCACUUUUUUUAACCAUUAUUAUGCAAAAUUUAGAAGAAAAGUUAUUGGCAUGGUUGUUGCAUAUAGUUAAACUGAGAGUAAUUCAUCUGUGAAUCUGCUUUAGUUACCUGGUGAGUAACUUAGAAAAGUGGUGUAAACUUGUACAUGGAAUUUUUUGAAUAUGCCUUAAUUUAGAAACUGAAAAAUACCCGGUUAUAUCAUUCUGGGUGUGUUACUGACACGAGGGGUCCACUGCCCCGUGUGUACUGGUGAGAAAAUAUAUGCCUAGCAUGGAGUACAGCUUUUGUAUAGAAAAUUCUUGAGAAGUAACUGUCUGCUAGGAGUCUGUCCAAAUUUAAAAUGUGUGCCAUACUCUGGUUCUUGAAAAUAAGAUUCCAGAGCUCUUUGAUCACUUUUAAUAAACUGCAAGGUCAUUUUAAGUGAAGGGCCAGCCUAUACUUGUAAGAUAAUUUUCAACUGCGAGGAUUCAGCACGUUAUGUUUGAAUGAACCCUCCUCUUCUUGAAGAUGCUGGUCCCUGGAAAUCACUUUCUGCCAGUGGUGAGCAUGUAAGUGUUAAGUUUUUAAUCUGGGAGCAGGGCACAGGAAGAAAGUGUCAGUAGUGCUAAUGCAUUUUGCACUAGAACACUUCGGGAAAAUAUUCAUGCUUGCCAUCUGUUCGUUUCUAAAUUUAUACUCAUGAAGUUACAAUUCGAUACAGGAAUUAUUAGUAGUAAUUCUUGUCUGUUCAUGUAUAAUGAAGAACACUAGCUACAUUUUCAGAAGUUAACAUCAAGCCGUCAAACCUGGGUAUAGUGCAGAAAACGUGUUGCACACACCACACAUUAGGCUGUGUCACCAUUGUGUGGUGUUCCUGCUGGAAGAAUUCUGGCACACUACUUGGGGACAUAAUUUCAGUCAGAAAUACGCCACUGUCAGAUUUUUCCCCCCUCUUUGCAGUGGGGCUAGGACAGUUGAUUCAACAAAGUAUUUUUUUCUUUUUUCUCAGUCCUAAUUUCAACAGGUCAAAGAUGUGUUCAGGCAUUCCAGGUAACAGGUGUGUACGUAAAGUUAGGAACUCACUCUUUAGAUAUUACAUCCAGCUUCUCAUGUUAAAUAUUUGUCCUUAAAGGGUUUGAGAUGUACAUCUUUCAUUUCGUAUUUCUCAUAGGCUGUGCCAUGUGCGGAAUUCAAGUUACCAAUGUAACACUGGCCAGCGGGCCCAGCAAUCUCCAUGUGUACUCAUUGCAGUCUUAUUUAACCAGGGGUCCUAACCACUAACAUUGUGACUUUUCUUUGAGACCUUUCCUCUCCUGGGUACUGAGGUGCUAUGAAGCCAACUGACAAAGAUGCAUCACGUGUCUUAGGCUGAUGCCACUACCCGAUUUGUUUAUUUGCAAUUUGAGCCAUUUAAAGACCAAUAAACUUCCUUUUUUAAAAU